CCACUUCUGAAAUACCACCCCACCACCACCACCCUCGACAGCCCUUUCGACACCCGCCGCAUACCUCCACCGCCAGCAUGAACCACCUUCCUCACGGCUGGGGCAGACCCCGCGACGACGUCUACGGCAGCUACAACUCCUCCUACCUGCCCCAGUCCCACGGCGGGACUCAACAACCCAUCACCCACACGCAAUCACCCAUCGUGACGGGUACCUCAGUAAUCGGCCUCAAAUUCAAAUCCGGCGUCGUCAUCGCCGCCGACAACCUCGCAUCAUACGGCUCCCUCGCCCGCUUCACAGACGUGCACCGCCUGAAACCUUUCAACCGCAAAACAGUUGUGGGCUUUGGCGGCGAUGUUUCGGACAUGCAAUACAUCGAUCGCCUCCUCCAAUCCCUUGACAUCGAAGAGACGUACGGCACAGCCUCCCACGAAGAUGAGGGAGAUGCGAUCAUGUCCGCCAAGAACCUACAUACCUACCUCGCAAAAGUCAUGUAUAAGCGUCGAACGGACUUCAACCCGUUGUGGAAUGCUCUGUUGGUGGCGGGGUUAGACGAGAAGAAUAAGCCUUUCCUGGCGAGUGCCGAUCUGCUGGGGACAACCUUCUCUGCCCCGACUCUGGCUACUGGGUUCGGCGCGCAUCUUGCUCAGCCCAUCUUGAGACGAAGUGUGCCGGAUGAGGCGGCCAGUCAGAAGCUGGAGAGGGCAGAUGCGGUCAAGGCGAUCAAAGAUUGCAUGAAAGUCUUGUUCUACAGAGAUGCGAGAUCGAUGCCGGUCUACAGUAUUGCGGUGAUUGAUGAAAAGGGUGUGGAAUUGCACGAGGAUGAGAAGCUGGAGGACCAGAGCUGGGACUUUGCUGAUCGCAUUCGAGGAUACGGUACACAGACGGUUUGAGCGAGAAUCAGAUCACAAACUAUGCCACGAGUUUGGAAUUGAAAGCUGGUGGCGCGUCAAGAGAAGAAAUGGCGACACGAUUCAGCUGGUAUCUUCGCCGCCAGAAGCUGACGGUAUUUGGCGCUGUAUAACUACAUACAAUGAAUGCAUCCUCUGAGCGAGUGAGUCCGUCGGGACUACUGCGAUGCUACAAUGCGAAACCCUUAUGACAUGAUUACAACCUACCUAUGAAGCCUUUCCUUCUCUCGUAGUCCAACCAACGAAAUAUGCCCUCGUCUUCAACCAUCAUCAUCAUUCUCAAACCAAUCCAUCACUCUCAAUAACCACAUGAUGAUGAUGACGUCCUUGAUCCGAUGCGCUCCUAGCCUUCUCACUCUCUGUCUUUUCCUUUGAAGUCUUCUCCUCCAUCUUCUUCUCCACUUUCUUCUUCUUCUGCACAGCCGGUGAACUCUUCACCUCAUCAAUCUCCACCGAAGGCGAUCUCGUCAUCGUUGUCUUCGUCGCCGUUGUCUUCCUGGUAUUAUUAUUAUCAUUCUUCUUCUUCUUCGGUCCCAUAGUCAUCUUCGUCAUCUUGUUAUUAUUGUUGCCCGUGGCAGUAGCCAUAGCAGUAGCAGUAGCCGUAGUCGUAUUUGUAGUCCUAGCCUCAGCUCCAGCCGUAUCCAUAGCCUCAGCUCCAGCCGUAUCCAUAGCCUCAGCCUCAACCUCAGCCUUGGUACUUGUAGUCAUACCCCUAGUAGUACGAUUCCCAUCCUCCAUCCCCAAUUUCCGCGAAAUUUGCACUUGAGCUAUUCUUCUUCUCGGUGGAGGAGGAAGAGGAAGAGGAGGUUGGUGGUGGUGAUUUGUCGCAGUAGGAGGUUUUUUAUUGGCGUAGUUGAACGGAAGGUCGAGGAUUUCAUCGUCAUCAUCUGAGGAUGAGGAGGAUGAAGAUGAGGAAGAGGAUUGGAUAGGAGUGUCGUUGGCGGGGUGGGGGAGAUUGAUGAGACCACCAGUAGCAGCAGUAUCAUGAGCACGACGAGUAAGGCCAAUGCUGGCUUUGGUGGGUCGGGGAUUGUGCUGUUGCUUCUGCGGCUUGAGAGUCGAAGGAUUGGGUCUUUCGGUGAUGGUGUUUGCGAUGAUGGGUUCUUUGGUCGUCUUGUUGGUGAGAAGGACGUCGUCAUCUGCUGUCCCGUCUUCUUCUUCUCUUCUCUCCGGUUUCUCUGGACUAGGAACAUCUGGUCCAUCGGCUAGCUUCUCGAGGGUGACCUCUCCUUCUUCUUCUUCUUCUUCUUCUUCUUCUUCUUCUUCUUCUUCUUCUUCUCCUCCUCCUUCUUCUUCUUCUUCUCCUCCUUCUUCUUUCUCAUCCCCUCCAUGAUCCUGCGAAGUAGAGAAAUCCAUAUCGCCUUUAUUGGCCUUUUCAAUCUCUUCCGGUGUCGCACGUCUCUUGGCUCCAGUGACAGGAUCCCAAAUCCAACCCUCUUUCAACCACAUCCAUCUCAAACAAGCCCUCAAUUCCUUAUCCUGCGGCAAAACUCUCUUCCAUUCGGGUUCAAAGGAGAACACUUCUCCUUUUCCCUCUCCCUCUCCUUCCUCUUUCGUAGAGCGAGAGCAAGGAUGAGUAGUCGUUCCCAAAUAAUCCGUCGCAACAACACCGCGUAAAACAUCACGACAGAAGAUUCUCCAGCUAUCGUAUGCGUAAGCGCCACAGCCUGGCAAGUGGGCGAUUUCGAGAGCACCGGCACAAUCUUCCACGUCGCCUUCAAUGACUUGUCCCGAUUUGAAGUGUUUCCCAUCUCCUUUGCUCGGAUAAUGCAGCGUUCUAAACCGCCGACCCUUGCGAGGAGGAUCUUUUUCCCACGCUGCCGCUAACAGUUUCAAUCGCUUUGUUCUCUGAUGCUGGAAACCGAGGUGUUUGAUCAUGUGGAAUAGUUCGUCGUAAUCUGCCUCGGCAAGUUGAGCAGGUGUGUUCCAUUUCUCGCGGAUCUUCCAGAAUGUGGGAGCGGCUUGACGACCGGUGGUUUUGUUGAGAAAUACCGUCGCGAUGAUGAGCCAGAAUGGUUCGUGACAGGUUCGUUCUUGAAUGAUUCCAAACAACGGACUGUCGAGGGGGGGACAGGGACUGGAAGAUUGUCCUGCGGGGACUUUUCGUCGAGCACCUGCUGUGGUGUUGUAGACAUCUACGCGAUCCGAGAUGAAGUGUUCGCUGAUCGUGCCAGUCUUCUUGGCAGGAGAUUUCUUUUGGGAAGCAGGCUGAGGCGUGCUUGUUGGGACAGCCUCAACUACCGUUUGCGGAUCACCAGGCAGUUCAUUUUUCCGCUCAGUCGAAGUAUCUACAACAAUAGAGCUGUUUUGUACUCGAGGUAAACUUUUGGGCCUAACGGACGUGGGGAAGUGAGUGCUGGUAUUGCCAGUCAUCUUCCUUUUCUUGGCAGAUGUCGUCGCCGGGGAUCCUGUGGCCAUGUCUAUGGCUGCUUGCACUUCAGGUGGCAGAAGUGCAACCUUGCGAUGCUCGAAUGAAGAGGACACGGGGCGAUCGACGUGACUUGACGACAUGGAGGUUCUGGCACGCGUCUUCCUCAUCGCUGCUGGCGUUUCCAUCGCAAUGUCGCCGUCACUGUCGAAAUGGUCGAGACGAGCACUAGAUUCGCUGGAAGCAUUCACACUAUCUGCAUCGUCCUCUCCGUCCUCGUCAACACUGCUUUCGUCAUCCACUUCGAAAGGAACCAGCUCAGGAGCUGGCGCAUUCACGGUACGCUGCAGGGAGGUGUAUUCUAGGACUUCGGGCUGACUGCUAGUGACUGGUGGAACAAAUCUUGAAUUCCUUCGACCAUGAACAUUGUUGCUGGGAUUGAUUGACCGAUCGCCCUUGAUACUAGCCGAUUGAAUGUCAGGGUAUAGAUCUCCAAUUUCAUGUAUCGACCUUGUGUCCGCGAAAACACUGUUUGAGACGUCUUCAAUCAAGCUGGGGAUAUCCUGCGUUUCCACGUCCAUGAUGAUGGAACCAUCGUCUUGCGAGUCAUCUGGUCUGCUGGCUGCUUUGCUGGCUUGCACUGGCAGAUUUUGAGAAAGGCCAGACUCUGUCCCACCAAGAUCCUGACUCGACCUUGUUCUCUUGACGGCGAAGUUAGCUGUUGCCGACGAUCUGGAGGGCUGAUCUCGUAUACCUGGAGCUUCGUGCCGAUGCGUGGCUAUCGACGUCUCUUCUGGGGCCUGCACGACUUCCAUUGGCUCCCCUUCGCGUUGUGUGCUCGCAGUAACAUGCGGAUCAUGGACUUCUUCUCUCCGACCAGAGACAGAAGCUAGAUCAGAGGCCGAUGCCUCUUCAUCUGUAUCCACUUGGAUAGAAUCUUCCGGCGCCGCAGUGGUCGGGUCGGUAGGAUCAGCACCCUGUGACUCUUGUGCAGCAUCGGCUCCUUUAUCUUCCGUUUCUUCAUCAUUUGAACUCUCGUCACUGGCUUGCCCUUCAGCCAUCGCCACGUCUUCGGCAUCCUCUUCUGACUCUCCAUCGUCGAAUUCCUUGUCAUGGGAGUCUCGGUCACCAUCCUGAUCAUCCAUGUCUUCGCCGUUCAACUGCUCGCCUUCCAUGUCAACCGCUUCAAUAUGUGCAUCAUCUGCCGUCUGUGCAGUCUUCUCGGCAUCAUCAGACGUACCGGUCUCAAGCAUUGAAGAUGAGGCAGCCAAGACUAUCUCACCAUCUUCAUUAAGGAUGAAAUCUGGAGCGUCAUCAUUUUCAGUCACCUCUUCCACGACAUUACCACGGCCUUGGACACUCUCGGACUCGCCUUCACUUUCGUCCGGAACGUCUGACCGCUGUCCUGGUGGCGGUUCGGAUAGCCUGGGCCCACCAUUGGCAGGCAUGUGAGGCGUUUCAGCUACUGCCUCUUGCUCAAGCUUAUCACUGCUAUUGCUGCUGCUGCUGCUGCUGCUGCUGCUGCUAUCGGUGCUUUCUUCAUCUUCCGCUUUUGCCGCUGCUUCUGUGCUGACUUUGGCCUCGCCGGGAAUCGUGGUAUCCCCGCCAUAUGCGGCCUCGGUACUUUGCUCUGCCGAACGUGGUUUUGUUUCUUCCUCGACGGGAAGAAUCUCUUCAUCGGAGGUCUCGUCUUCAGAGGACUCGCUGCUGCUUUGAAUCUCGUUCUUUUGGGGCGCUGGCGUCGCAGAUGACGCCACCAGCUGCGGAGGCUGUUCAACUGCUUCAACAUCCUCCUCCUCCUCUUCAGAUGAUUCUCCAGAAGACGAUGAGGGUCCUGAUGGAAUGUCCUUCACAGGUGCUGUCGCGAGAUCAUUGACCGUAGA
Molecule: messenger RNA, 5162 nt
Organism: Sphaerulina musiva SO2202
Lineage: Eukaryota; Fungi; Ascomycota; Dothideomycetes; Mycosphaerellales; Mycosphaerellaceae
Product: proteasome endopeptidase complex, beta subunit
Exons: 2
Coding region: 78-893 (271 amino acids)
Cellular component (GO): proteasome core complex
Source: RefSeq, a predicted model, not a curated record